Nicrophorus vespilloides is the source of this 1445-nucleotide messenger RNA. RefSeq lists its product as uncharacterized. The record is from RefSeq and is a predicted model, not a curated record. The transcript is spliced from 5 exons. Lineage: Eukaryota; Metazoa; Arthropoda; Insecta; Coleoptera; Silphidae. The coding region runs from base 188 to 1426 and encodes 412 amino acids.
CAACGAAGCAAUUAAACGUAGUUUGCAUAGAAACCUGCUCGUAACAAACAGUUGCAACGUCGAUGUAACAACAAGCGCAAUCCUUCUUUGGUAAUUCACCGGACUCUCUCGACUCUCUUCCAAUUAUUAUUUAAUCAAGAUCAUUCUUCUACCACAUCUACAGAUUUGCUGAUUCUCAACAAAAAAUAUGUCUGAAGUCGAGGAGGAUGUCUCUCUAAUUCAUAAGAUUUUGAUGUGCAUAUGCUGUGUAGAUGGACCUCGCGAUACAAAUUUACCAAGUAAUAAUCAACCCGAUGGUGAACAAUCACAAACAACUCAGUAUGGCUCGAGUGGUUUGCAUCAAGUUGUGCAGGAUAACGGAACACCAACAACAAUGCAACCACAUGGAAUUGAAAGAGUUUCUCCUAAUCCACAAAUUGUCAGACCUAGACCGCAGGUGCAUAGGUUGCCUCCUACAGUAGCUGUACCUCCACUAAUAACAGCUAGACCUGGAGGUAUCCAUAAUACAUGGAACAGGGCACAGCUUACUCCUACACCAGUCGUAGCUCCACAAUUUGCUAAACCUAUACAAGAUGCAUAUAGUGCCUUUGAAUCAUACAAUGUUGUCCGUAUUCCUCCUACUGCGACUGUAGUUCCACAAAAUGCUAGACCAACAACAAAUGUUCAAAAUACAUCUAAUCUUGUGCCAGUUCCUCCUACAUAUAAACCUGUACAAGUUCCUCCUACUCCAACUCUUGCAACAAUUGUCCAGAAUACAUAUAAACCUGUACAAGUUCCUAAAACAGUUGCUCCAAAAAAUAUUAAAACACAAGCGUAUCAUAGGUUUAAAUCAAAAAAUGUUGCAAAAGUUCCUUCUGUUGAAGCAGCUGUUCCACGAAAUGAUGAACCAAAGACGCGUGGAUCAAAUGCACCAGAGACAUUACCUCCAGAUCUUGCUCUUAAAAAGCAACAACCUAAAUUGUACAAUCAAAAUGAGAGUAGCAGCAGAAGCAGCGACAACUUAACAUUGAAAAAAGAUAUGAUAAAAUUGAACGCCUCGGUUGGACACAUCAAAGUCGGCAAGAAUGUGGAGCCGCUAGUAUUGAAAACGAACUUUGAAUCGUCGCAGGAGUUUCGAGAAUGCAUGUCCGUUCAUCUGGGAAAAGAAUUGGACGACUCGCUCGGUUCAUCUUCAUCGUCGUCCGUGGAUGAACUGGACGAAGAGUACUACAUGAACAGGCCAACUUCAAUAUUCACGAUAGAGCAACGAAAUCCCGGCGAAUCUGAUGCAAACGUGAGUAACGGGUUGCAUACAGCGCAACAAAGCUCGCAGGUAGAACAAGUAGUUCCUGCUGCGGCGAAAACGCAUAGAAGCAAUGGCAAAAGAAAGAAGUGGAGGAAAAGACAGAAGAAAAAUACGGCUCAACAACCAAAGAACAUGCAUUAGUAAUAAUGACAUAUUUUAA